GGGAGUGAAUUAAAGACAGAGGGCAGCAGAGCUCCUAAACCCGACUGCUCGGGAUGCGUUCGGCACUGAGGAGUUUCUGAUACUCUCCAGCCGUUUGAGGAGGAUUUGCAUGGCUUUACAACUCACGCAGUAAGACUUUCUGCGCUUCUUCAAUCGCUGCGCAGUAGCGCGUCAAGGAAAGUUAGUGGCACUUUGCGCGCAUAGCGAGUUUUUGGAUUGUUAUUCCGAUGGUUGACAAGUCGUUGGAUGAGGAGGUGAGCAUGCUGUAAUACAUGAAGAUGCACCAGAGGUCGUGGCUCUUUAAAUGGUUGGGAAUAGGCAUUGGCGUUCUUCUGCUCACCGCUGCUAGCUAUUCUCAAGAUUCAGAAGACUGGCAGUAUGAGGAGUGCAAGCUCUCCAGAACAGGCCCGCCUGCAACCAUUGUAGCCAUAGAUGAGGAGAGUCCUAAUGGAACCCUUCUGGUGGAGAACAUGCAGAUAAACGGGAGAGCAGAAGACCCUGACAGGACCAUCUCUUUAUCUCUACGGGACAACCAUGACUACUGGGUCAUUCUGGACCCGGUCAAGCAAUGCCUGUAUCUCAACAGCACCGGACGAGUUCUGGACCGAGAUCCUCCCUCCUACAUUCAUUCCAUUGUGGUGCAGGUUCAGUGUACUAAUGAGCUUGUUGGCACGGUGAUCCUACACGAGGUGCGGAUAGUCGUACGGGAUCGAAAUGACAACCCCCCACGCUUUCAGCAGCCGCGCUACUAUGUUGCGAUUUAUGAGCUAACGCCUGUCGGAACCACCAUCUUCUCAGGUUUUACAGGGAACAAUGGGGCUGUUGACAUUGAUGAUGGUCCUAACGGACAAAUUGAAUACACCAUUCAGUACAACCCUAAAGAUCCGACCACAAACAGGACAUUCGACAUCCCUCUCACCCUGUCUGGAUCAGUGGUUCUGAGAGAGAGGCUGAAUUAUGAAGAGAUCACACGCUACCUGGUCAUCAUUCAGGCCAACGACCGAGCUCCAAACCCGAAGGACCGGCUCACCGCCACCACCACACUCACAGUGGAUGUGUUGGACGGGGAUGACCUGGGCCCAAUGUUUCUGCCUUGCAGCCUGGUAGACAACACCCGUGACUGCAAACCUCUUACGUACCGCGCCAGCAUCCUGGAGCUCACAGAUCCGAGCCGAGUAAACCCUGUCAACGUGACUCCUCCCAUUCAAGCUGUGGAUCAAGACAGAAACAUCCAGCCUCCGUCAGACCGCCCAGGAAUCCUGUACUCGAUUCUCAUCGGGAAACCUGCAUCAUAUGCAGAGUAUUUCUCCUUAAAUCGGACCACAGCUGAGCUCCAGCUCCUGAAGCCCAUCAGCAGGGAGCAGUACCAGCAUUUUGACUUGGUAAUCAAGGCAGAGCAAGAUAAUGGACACCCUCUUCCGGCAUUCGCUAAUCUCCACAUUGAGGUGCUUGAUGAGAACAAUCAGACGCCGUACUUCCAGGUGGCCACUUAUCAUGGAUUCAUCUCAGAGGCUGCUCCGCUGGGCACCACUAUCUCGAGCAGUGCCAAUCUCUCCACCCCCCUCGCCAUUAUCGCCCUGGAUAACGACAUUGAGGAGACGAAAGAUCCCAUGGUGCACAUCUCUCUGGACAACUACAACAGCAUCUUUGCAGUGACGCCCAGUGGGAUCGCACGCUACCUGACACUACUGAGGCCCGUGGACCAUGAAGAACAGCCGAGUUAUGCCUUCACGAUGACUGCCUCAGAUGGGGUUCAGGAGAGCUUUCCAGUCACUGUUAAUAUCACUGUGAUUGACGCCAAUGACAACACGCCUGCCUUCCUCAACGUCUCCUAUAGUGUGAAUGUUUAUACAGACAUGCAGCCUGGAGACACAGUCUUACAGCUGGCAGCAGUGGACGCUGAUGAGGGUCCCAACGGGUUGGUGAGCUACAGAAUCUUGGCGGGGGAUCAGGGACACUUCACCAUCAAUGACUACACAGGAAUGAUCACCGUGCUGCCCGGUGUCAACCUGACCGUGGGCCGCUCCUACGCCCUCACUGUUAGGGCCUCUGACAAUGGCCCUGCGUCCCAGAGAAGAAGUUCCAUCACUACGGUGUAUAUCGAAGUGCUGCCCCCCAACAAUCAGAGUCCUCCCCGUUUCCCUCAGCUCAUAUACAGCCUGGAGGUCAAUGAGGCCAUGAGGACUGGAGCCACACUGCUCAAUAUACAGGCAACCGACCGUGAAAGAGAUCCCAUUACAUAUACCAUCCUGAGAGGAGAUCCAAACAACGUCUUUGAAGUCUCCCAAACGUCUGGCCUGUUGUUGUUGACGAAGACGCUGGACAGAGAGAUCACGGAUCACUACACGCUAACGGUCACGGCCUCCGAUGGCAAACCAGAUGGGACCUCGACUGCUACGGUGAAUAUAGUGGUGACUGAUGUCAAUGAUAAUGACCCUGAGUUCGAUCCUCUGCUGCCCCUUAAUCUCAUAGUUCAAGAGGGAGAGGCGAAUGCUUUUGUGGGUCAAGUAAAGGCUACUGAUCUGGACCUGGGCGUUAACGGGCAGGUCCGAUACCAACUGGUCAGUCACAGAGAUCUCUUCAGGAUCAGCACUGAUGGCAGCAUCUUCACAGCUGUGCCUCUGGACCGUGAGGAAAGGGCUCAGUAUGAUUUGGUUGUGCAGGCUUCGGAUGGGGCCAAGGACCCUCGCCGGACCACUGUCAUACUCUCCAUCAAAGUGCUGGACAUGGAUGACAACAGCCCAGCCUUCUCCCAGCCUGCGUAUCACGUCACACUGCCAGAAAACAGCCCAGUGGGCAUGAUCAUCCUCAGUAUCAGUGCACUGGACCCUGAUCUGGAUGCCAACGUCACGUACCGUAUCAGGACUGAGGAGGCCAGAGAGCUGUUUGCAGUGAACCCUCUCACCGGAGAGCUGAAGGUGCUUCACUCACUUGAUUUCGAGAAACUCUUACCGAACGGGACAACACGGACCUUCGUGGUGGAGGCUGUGGAUGGCGGAAGCGGCAAAAUGCCUCCGGGGUUGGCCUCUGUUACUGUCACUGUAUUGGACAUGAACGACUUCCCACCAGUGUUCAGUCAAACGCUGUACCGGGGAAUGGUGGCACCCAAUGCAAUCAAAGGGACCAUAGUGACCACCGUACAUGCUGAGGACCUGGACCCACUGGGUACAGCGGCUAGUCGAGUUCACUAUAAAGUGGAUUUGGAGCAGUUUCCUUACAGCACUAGUAUCUUCGAUGUGGAGGAGACCUCGGGCAAUGUUCUCACCAGGGUCAAUCUGAAUGAGGAGCCCAACACUAAAUUCAGUUUGGCAGUUAUUGCCUACGAUGACGGGGAGCCGGUGAAGUUCAAUAAGACUCUGGUGGAGAUCACUGUCCUGCAGCCGUCCAUCAUUCCUGUGUUCACGCAGGAGGAGUACAGGUUCUCUCCGGUCAGCGAAAACGCCCCCGUGGGAAUGGUCGCAGGAGUCAUCUUGGCGGCUGCCAUAAACCAGACCAUUGUCUACUCCAUCAUUGAAGGAAAUGAAGGCGGCAACACAGCAAAGGUCUUCAUUGAUGUGCAAGAUGAGAAUGACCAUCCUCCUGAGUUCACUAAGCCCUUUUACCUCGGUGGGGUUGCAGAGGAUGCCAAGACCUUCACCUCUGUUUUACAGGUCCAGGCUGUGGAUAAAGACACAGGGAAUUAUAGCGCCAUGCUGUACAGGCUGAUUAUCCCCCCAACUACUGACGGUAAAGACGGCUUUGUUAUUGAGCCCUUCACAGGAGUAAUUAAGACAGCCAUCAUGUACAGAAACAUGCGGCGCUCCUACUUUAAAUUUGACGUGGUUGCUACCGACGACUACGGGGAGGGACUCAGCAGCAGUGCUCAAGUGGUGGUGUCUGUGGUUAACCAACUGGACAUGCAGGUGGUCGUAUCCAACGUGUCGCCCACUGUAGUUGAACAGAACAAGGAUCAGCUGAUUGGGAUUUUAGAGCGCUAUGUCCAGGACCAGAUUCCAGGAGCUAAAGUUGUUGUGGAGUCGAUCGGGCCGCGUCGUUUUGGCGAGGGUUAUGAACAGGAGGACUACUCAAAAUCUGACCUGAUGGUUUAUGCAAUCGACCCUCUGACCAACAGAGCUCUCUCAAGACAGGAGCUCUUCAAGUUUUUAGAUGGGAAGUUAUUGGACAUGAAUAAGGAGUUCCAGCCCUAUCUAGGUCGCGGAGGACGCAUUCUGGAGAUCCGCACGCCAGAUGUGGUGGAGAGCGUGAAGAAGGCGGUUCAGUCUGUUGGAUACACCGAAGGAGCCCUGCUGGCCCUGUCCGUCAUCAUCAUCAUGUGCUGUAUCCCAGCCAUCCUCAUCGUCAUCAUCACGUACCAACAAUUCAAAGAACGGCAGGCAGAGUGCGCAAAAGCAGCCAGGAUCCAAAUGGCGCUACCUACUGGCAAAUCCGGAGGUGCUGCCACCAACAAUCUGUAUGAAGAACUCGGCGACAGCACCAUGAGAGGCUACGGGCAUCAGGAGCAACAGCAGUUGCUUCGGCCCUCUCUCUUGAGACCAGAGGAACUCUCUAUGGAGUCUGGUAUCGACCCGGGACAGGACUAUUAUACACAGGAUUACUAUAAUUAUGACCAUGGCUAUGACUUGCCUCAGUAUGGGAGUCGUCGGAAGUUGAUCUCUCCAGCAGGGAUGUAUGAUGAAUAUGGAGAGGUGAUCAUGGAAGAUGACGGCAGCUACUACUACAGUCCACACGAAUCCGAGGGAGAGUAUGGUAGAAAAAAGAGGAUCAAGCUUAUUGUAGACCGUGAAUACGAGACCAGUUCAACUGGAGAAGAAAGUGCACCUGAAUCACACAGGAACCGCCUAUCUAAUGUGAACAGCCACAGCAACAUUAAUGGUAGCAUAUACUUGGCUCAGAACGGCUCAAUAAUCCGGACACGACGGGUUGUGCACACCAACAACAUCAAGCUCAACUCUCCAGUACGACUGGGAAAGCACUUUAAGAAACUGGAUAAACUUGCUGUUACACAUGAAGAGCGAAUUCCUUUAAACAGCCCCGUAAUCACAGGCGCCUCAGUAGGUGAACAGAACCUCACAACCAGGCCUUCCAGUGGGUCCCUGGCCUCCAGCACUACAGGCCCAGACAGUAUAGCUUCAAAAUCAAACGUGGCGAAAGGAGGGGGUGAAAGAAUACAAAAUGGUGAUGAACAAGAGACCACAGUGGACAAUCAGGAAAUGAGGGACCCUUUAGGAUCACAUAGUGACCGCACCCAGUCAGAUGAGGAGGAGCUCUGGAUGGGGCCUUGGAAUAACCUGCACAUACCAAUGACAAAACUGUGACUUCUGACAUGCAGAUGCUCUAUUGUCUUAAAGAAUAAUG
Sinocyclocheilus rhinocerous is the source of this 5355-nucleotide messenger RNA. RefSeq names its product protocadherin-related 15b (gene pcdh15b). The transcript has 37 exons. The record is from RefSeq and is a predicted model, not a curated record. Gene Ontology annotation, cellular component: plasma membrane; stereocilium; catenin complex. Bases 273 to 5315 code for a protein of 1680 amino acids. Gene Ontology annotation, molecular function: beta-catenin binding; cadherin binding; calcium ion binding. Lineage: Eukaryota; Metazoa; Chordata; Actinopteri; Cypriniformes; Cyprinidae. Gene Ontology annotation, biological process: cell migration; inner ear development; multicellular organism development.